Arvicanthis niloticus (Nile rat) is the source of this 3087-nucleotide messenger RNA. RefSeq names its product ubiquitin like modifier activating enzyme 7 (gene Uba7). Gene Ontology annotation, molecular function: ISG15 activating enzyme activity. The record is from RefSeq and is a predicted model, not a curated record. NCBI's taxonomy places the organism in Eukaryota, Metazoa, Chordata, Mammalia, Rodentia, Muridae. Gene Ontology annotation, biological process: innate immune response; ISG15-protein conjugation; DNA damage response. Gene Ontology annotation, cellular component: cytoplasm.
CUGAGGAUGGAUAAGGAGCUAUACUCGAGGCAGCUGUAUGUACUGGGUCUUCAUGCUAUGCAGAGGAUCCAGGAAGCCAAAGUCUUGCUAUGUGGCCUACAGGGCCUGGGAGCUGAGGUGGCCAAGAACCUGGUCCUUAUGGGUGUGGGCAGCCUCACCCUACAUGAUCCCCGUCCCACCUGCUGGGCUGACUUGGCUGCUCAGUUUUUCCUCUCAGAAGAGAGCUUAGGAAGGAGCAGGGCUGAGGCCUCUCAAGCACAAUUGGUUCAGCUCAAUGAAGCUGUCCAGAUCUCUGUUCACAAAGGCGACAUCACCGAGGACCUACUUCAGGGCUUUCAGGUAGUGGUGCUGACUGACUCCAAGCUAGAGGACCAACUGAAGGUGGGGACCUUUUGCCACAAGCAUGGAGUCUACUUCCUGAUGGCCGAAACCCGAGGCCUUGUGGGGCGGUUAUUCUGUGACUUGGGUGAGGACUUUACUGUUGUGGACCCUACUGAGGCAGAGCCUAUGACAGCUGCCAUCCAGGACAUCUCUCAGGGCUCCCCCGGCAUUGUCACCUUGAGAGGAGGCACCAAAAGACAUUCCUUCUAUGAUGGGGACUUGGUGAUUUUCUCAGACAUUGAAGGCAUGGUUGAACUCAACAGUGAUUCUCCACAGCCUGUCCAUGUGCAGAAAGACGGGUCCUUGGAGAUUGGAGAUACAACAACUUUCUCUCGUUACUUGAGAGGUGGAGUUGUCACUGAAGUCAAGAGACCCAAGACUGUGAGGCAUAAGCCCCUGGACAUAGCUCUGCUUCAGCCCCACGUGGUGACCCAGAAUACUCAGGAAGUACAACGUGCCCACUGCCUUCAUCAGGCCUUCCGUGCCCUGCACAUGUUCCAGCAACUUCAUGGCCGACUACCCAAGCCCUGGGAUCCUGAUGAUGCAGAGACCGUGGUGGGGCUAGCCCAGGACCUAGAGCCACUAAAAGGGACAAAAGAAGAGCCACUGGAUGGGAGUCUACUCCGGACAAUUGCCCUGAGUAGUGCUGGUAGCUUAAGCCCCAUGGCAGCCAUUCUGGGAGGAGUAGCUGCCCAGGAAGUCCUGAAGGCAAUCUCCAAGAAGUUCAUGCCCCUGGACCAAUGGCUGUACUUUGAUGCCCUUGAAUGUCUUCCAGAAGAUGAGAAGCUACUUCCCAGUCCUGAAGACUGUCAUCCAAGAAACUGCAGAUAUGAUGGGCAAAUUGCUGUGUUUGGGACUGGUCUUCAGGAGAAAUUGAGCUACCAACACUACCUCUUGGUGGGUGCUGGUGCCAUUGGCUGUGAGAUGCUCAAAGGCUUUGCCCUAGUGGGCCUGGGAGUUAGGGCUAAUGGAGGUGUGACUGUUGCUGACAUGGACCACAUAGAACGCUCCAACCUCAGCAGGCAGUUCCUCUUCAGGCCCAAGGACAUUGGCAGGCCCAAGGCAGAGGUGGCCUCGGCAGCAGCCCGUUGUCUAAACCCACACCUACAAGUGACUCCAUAUACCCACCCACUGGAUCCCACCACAGAGGACAUCUAUGAUGACAGCUUCUUCUCCAGGGUGGAUGGUGUUGUUGCUGCUUUGGACAGCUUCCAGGCCCGGCACUAUGUUGCUGCUCGAUGCACCCACUAUCUGAAACCACUGCUGGAGGCAGGCACCCAGGGGACUCUGGGGAGUGCUUCAGUGUUUGUGCCACAUGUGACGGAAUCCUACAAAGGUCCUGCCUCAGCCUCAGCUUCCCAGGAUAGCGAUGCUCCCUACCCUGUGUGUACCCUGCGGCACUUCCCCAGCACAGUGGAGCAUAGCCUGCAGUGGGCCCAGGAUGAAUUUGAGGGGCUCUUCAGACUAUCUGCAGAGAACAUCAACUGCUACCAACAGACGUGCAAUUCCCUGUUGGGCAUGGAUAGGAUAAGAACACAGGCCUUACUGCAGCAAGUGAUGGGUGUCCUAAGAAUGCGCCCACGGACCUGGCGAAACUGCGUGGAGUGGGCUCUUGGCCACUGGCAGUUGUGCUUCCAUGAUAGCAUUGUGGAGUUGCUAAGACUCUUCCCAUCUGAUAAAGUGCUUGCGGAUGGAACUCUGUUCUGGUCAGGAUCCAAAAAUUGUCCACAUCCCUUGCAAUUUGACCCCAACCAAGACAUGCAUUUCCUCUAUGUACUGGCAGCUGCCAACCUGUAUGCACGGAUGCACGGGCUGCCUGGCUCACAAAGUCAGACUGAACUCAGGGAACUGCUGAAGCUGCUGCUAGAGCCUGGCUCCACGCCCCAGAACCUCUUCUCUGCUGAGUUUGGCCAGGAACAGUCGGAGGAACUGAAGGAAACCCUGGACAACUGGAGCAAGGGCCCCCCACUGAAGCCUGUGCUGUUUGGAAAGGAUGAUGACGGCAACUUCCAUAUGGACUUUGUGGUAGCAGCGACACACCUGCGAUGCCAGAACUAUGGGAUCCUACCAGUUAACCAUGCUCGGAUCAAGCAAAUCAUGGGCCGGAUUAUCCCAGCCAUUGCCACCAGUACAUCAGUUGUGGCAGGCUUAUUGGGCCUGGAGCUGUAUAAGGUGGUAAGUGGGCCACGGCCCCGUGGUGCCUUUCGUCACAGCUAUCUGCACCUGGCUGAAAACCACUUCAUACGCUCGGCACCUUCUGCCCCAGCUAUCCAGUCGUUCCAGCGCCUAAAAUGGACCUGCUGGGACCGCCUGAAGGUGCAUGCUGGACAGCCUGAGAGGACACUGGAGUCACUGCUGGCCCAUCUCCAGGAAGAACAUGGACUGAAGGUAGAGAUGCUGCUCCACGACCAGGCUCUGCUCUAUUCUUCAGGAUGGCCAUUUGAAAAGCAGGCUCAGCACCUGUGCCUCAGGGUGACAGAACUGGUUCAGCAGGUGACCGGCUGGAAGCCCAAGCCUGGGCUGAGGGUUCUGGUGUUGGAGCUGAGCUGUGAGGGCGAGGAGGACGAAAUGGUUUUCCCACCUCUGCAUUAUGAGCUGUGAUGAGGUAGCCACCACGCCACCACUUGGCCAUAACGAACUCUGCAUAAAAUUCCUGCAUCUUCAGCCCACAGCAGAUACUUCAACAAUAAAAAUUUGUUGAAGGAA